Molecule: messenger RNA, 2748 nt
Organism: Cuscuta campestris
Lineage: Eukaryota; Viridiplantae; Streptophyta; Magnoliopsida; Solanales; Convolvulaceae
Source: the annotation of a GenBank genome assembly
GCGCACAUACAGGCACAAGUUUGAAAUUCGAUGGAGUUCCUCCUAGCGAACCUCUCUCGUGUUCGAAUUCCAGAGCCUACCUCCCGCAUCUACAAGCACGAGUGCUGCAUCUCAUUUGAUUCCCCGAAAACCGAGGAUGGGCUCUUUGUUGACCUGAACACUUUUUUAGCAUUUGGAAAGGAGUACGUAGGUUGGAACUAUGAGAAGACAGGAAACCCAGUUUAUUUGCAUAUUAAGCAGAGAAGGAAGCCAAUUGCUGAGGAUAGGCCUUCCAAGAAACCAACUCUUUUGGCUAUAGGUCUUGAAGGGGGUUUUAAUAACAAUGAGUCUGAGUAUGAGGAAAGCUAUGAAAUAGUCUUACUGCCAGAUUAUGUUACUCUUCCAUUUCCCUCAGUUGGGUUGCCAGAGAAGGUAGAGUCCGCUGUGCGUGCUGUUAUAUCGGCUGAGAGUGCUGAGAGGAGAGAACAAGUUGCUGCCUGGACAGCUGAUAAGAAGCUUACUAGUAAAUAUGCCAUGGAACUACGGCAACUUGACAAUUCUGUUGUUAUCCCUCCAUCAGGGUGGAAGUGUGCUCUAUGUGAUAAGACUGAAAAUCUUUGGCUGAAUCUUACUGAUGGCACAAUCCUCUGUGGUAGGAAAAAUUGGGACGGAAGUGGUGGUAACAACCAUGCUGUUAGCCAUUACAGAGAAACUGGUUAUCCCCUUGCAGUCAAGCUUGGAACAAUAACUACUGAUUUAGAGGGAGCAGAUGUUUUUUCUUAUCCGGAAGAUGAUAGUGUUUUGGACCCACUUUUAGCACAACAUCUUGCUCAUUUUGGAAUUGAUUUUUCUUCCUUACAAAAGACUGAAAUGACAACUGCUGAGCGAGAACUUGAUCAAAAUAUCAACUUUGACUGGAACCGGAUUCUAGAAACUGGACAGGAGGUUGAGCCACUAUUUGGACCAGGAUAUACAGGACUUGUCAAUCUUGGCAACAGUUGCUAUUUGUCCGCGACAAUUCAAGUAGUGUUUUCAACGCGUUCAUUCUGUUCUCGGUACUUUCUCGAACAGAAUCUUAAAACAGCUUUUAAUAUUGCUCCGGCUGAUCCAACUGUAGACCUUAACAUGCAGCUGACAAAACUUGCAUAUGGCUUGCUUUCUGGAAAAUAUUCAGUUCCGACGAUGAUGAAUGAUCCUGCAAAAAUGGAUAAGUCUAGCUCAUCACCGAAACAGGAGGGUAUUUGUCCACGUAUGUUCAAGUCAGUGAUUGCUGCAAGCCAUCCUGAAUUUUCAACUAUGAGACAGCAGGAUGCAUUGGAGUUUUUCCUGCAUUUUAUCGAUCAAGUUGAACGAAUGAAUUCUGGGAACCCCAAAAUUGAUCCUUCUAGGAGUUUCAAAUUUGGUAUUGAAGAACGUAUACAAUGUCCUUCUGGUAAAGUGGCAUACAACCGGAGGAAUGAUUAUAUCCUCUCUCUGAAUAUUCCACUGGACAAGGCUGUUAACAAAAAAGAACUUGAAGAGUUUCAAAAGUCUAAGGCUAGUAAGGCUGCAGAGGGAAAGGAAAUGCCAGCAGAUGAAAUUGUUCGCCCAAGGGUGCUAUUAAAGGAUUGUCUGGAUUGCUUUUCAGCUCCAGAACAGAUUCAUGAUUUUUACAGCUCUGCCUUGAAAACAAAAACUACAGCAAUCAAAACUGCUGGUUUAACUUCUUUUUCUGAUUAUCUGGUCCUACACAUGCGAAAAUUUGUCAUGGAAGAAGGGUGGGUUCCCAAAAAACUAGAUGUCUAUAUUGAUGUUCCAGACAUCAUAGACAUCAGUAAUAUGCGCAGCAAGGGCCUUCAACCUGGUGAAGAGCAAUUACCUGAAGGCCUCGAGGAUAUUAAGGAUCAAAACCAGCCUGUAGCUGAUGAGGAUAUUGUUUCUAAACUCAUGUCAAUGGGAUUUAGUUCUCUUCAUUGUCAGAAGGCUGCGAUUAACACAUCUAAUGCCGGAGUGGAGGCUGCAAUGAACUGGCUGCUUGCUCACAUGGAAGAUACUGAUAUUGAUGCUCCAAUUUCACAAGUAGGACCAAAUGCUGUUGUUGAUCAAUCACAAGUGGAUACAUUGAUUUCCUUUGGUUUCCCUGAGGACUUGGCCAGGAAAGCUCUGAAGGCAUCGGGAGGUGACAUUGAGAAAGCGACUGAUUGGAUAUUUAACAAUCCGGGUGCUUCUGAGAAAUCAGAUAUGGACACAUCAUGCAGUAAUGAAAAUUCAGUUGUUGAUGCCGCAUUACCCGACGGUGAAGGAAGAUAUAAGCUCAUGGGAGUAGUCAGCCAUAUCGGUAACUCAACCCAAUGCGGUCAUUAUGUUGCUCAUAUCAACAAAGACGGUGCCUGGGUAAUUUUCAAUGAUGAAAAAGUUGGGAUAUCGAGGAAUCCUCCACUAGACAUGGGAUACCUGUACUUUUUUGAGAGAAUCACAGGUUGAGAGCAUUAGAGUUCUUGGUUUUGUCAUACACUACAGGGUUUUGGUUGGCCAAUGGGUUCCAUUAACAUCACUUUGAUCUUUGGAUUUGUUUGGAUAAAAACUAGUUUUUCGGCCUUCCAGAGUUUGCGCCCCUUCUGAUACACUAACAUUUUGGCUUCACACACACUUGAUGUAAACGUGUCUCUGAAUUUGUGUUUUUUUAGCAACUAAUCUUUACAGAAAUGUGGUGCUGUUUAUUGUUGUUGGCAAGUCUCUACAUGGCGACUCACUAUUCUGCAAGUGUUACAAUAACAUUGGCCUUUUUUU